Messenger RNA from Stylophora pistillata, 1344 nucleotides. RefSeq lists its product as uncharacterized. The record is from RefSeq and is a predicted model, not a curated record. NCBI's taxonomy places the organism in Eukaryota, Metazoa, Cnidaria, Anthozoa, Scleractinia, Pocilloporidae.
AUGAACCAGCCCAGGAAGUUGCUGACCCCCAAGACAAAACCAAGUCAUUGGUGGAGCACUCAGUAUUUCAAGUCAGCCAGUCCUUGGCAGGGGUCUUCAGUUAAUGAUGGCAUACCUCUUGAACACUCCCGGGUGUGCUAUGCAACCAUAGGGGACGCCAUCAACCACAUUAAAACUGUGGGAACAGAUGCUUAUUUAGCUAAGACGGAUAUAAAAAGUGCUUUCCGUAUUUUAACCAUAAACCCCAUUGACUAUGGCCUGUUGGGAAUGAAAUGGGAGGAUAAGUAUUACUAUGACCAUUGCAUGCCCAUGGGUUGUUCCAGCUCUUGCAAAACGUUUGAGACAUUCAUUUCUACCUUAAAGUGGAUUGCCAGGACAAAGUUUAAGAUACAACAUGUGUUGCAUUUAUUAGAUGAUUUUUUAUUCAUUGCUCCAUCAGAGUGCCUUUGUCAACAAAAAUUAAACAUUUUUCUGGAAUUCUGUUCAUAUUUGGGAGUUCCCAUAGCGCUAGAAAAGACUUGUGGCCCAGCAACAACCCUUUCUUUUGUUGGUAUUGAAUUGGAUACUGUUUUGAUGGAGGCAAAGCUGCCAAGGGAUAAACUUGAUAAAUGUGUUACCACUAUCUUAGAAUUUCAGCACCGCAAAAAGGUCGCUCUUCGCGAGCUGCAAUCACUUAUUGGGCUUUUAAACUUUGCAUGUUCAGUUGUACAGCCAGGUCGAGCCUUUUUGCGUCGCCUUAUUGAUUUCACCAUUGGCAUCAAAUCGCCUUCUCACAAAAUACGACCCAAUCAAGAGGUUAAAAUAGACCUUAAUCUUUGGCUCAACUUCUUGGAAGAUUUCAAUGGCAAAUCUUUCUUUUUAGAUGAUAAUUGGCUUUCCUAUAGCAAACUUAAUUUGAACACAGAUGCUUCGGGAGCUCAUGGUUUUGGUGCAGUAUUCGGUAGUCACUGGUGUUAUGGGAAGUGGCCCAGUGAUUGGGCCUAUCGUAAUACUGCCAUCUUGGAAUUCUAUCCAAUCGUUGUAAGUCUUUACCUGUGGGGCCAUGCUAUGUGUAAUAAGCAUAUGCUGUUUUUCACUAAUAACAAUGCUCUGGUUUAUGUUAUCAACAGACAGUCUUGCAAGGAAAGGGACUUAAUGUUCUUUGUUCGAAAGCUUGUCCUGGCAUGCUUACGCCACAACAUUGUUUUCAAGGCUAAACAUACCACGGGCGUCAGUAAUAUCUUAGCAGAUACUUUGUCCCGAUUACAGGUACAGGCUUUCAAGCAAAUAGCACCUCAAAUGGACAGUUCUCCGACACCAGUCCCACUCUGUCUGCAGCCUCAGAACUUCAACCUGCAAUCUUAG